Molecule: messenger RNA, 2880 nt
Organism: Metopolophium dirhodum (rose-grain aphid)
Lineage: Eukaryota; Metazoa; Arthropoda; Insecta; Hemiptera; Aphididae
Gene: elg1
Product: enhanced level of genomic instability 1
Exons: 11
Coding region: 300-2483 (727 amino acids)
Cellular component (GO): nucleus
Molecular function (GO): DNA binding; DNA clamp unloader activity; ATP hydrolysis activity
Source: RefSeq, a predicted model, not a curated record
GAUAAGACGCGAUAACCGUUGACUGUGUGCAAGAACUGAGAACAGCACUACUGCAGAGAACAAUAGUAUUUGUGAAGUAUGAAUGAAUCGCGUUAGUUCAUUUAUCGUAAGUUGUUUUAUGUUUAUUGUGAUGUUCUCGUGUCGGGUCGCAAACAUUACACAAAUACACAAUUCAACAAUUGUCAUGUCACAACCCCUUUUUUAAACAAUAAAAUCUGCUAUCGUCACUACUGAAUGGCAAUGCCAUUGCUGUGAUUUCUACCAACAAAAUUUGAGUGAUCAUCAUCAGCGUACUGACGAUGGUUGGACGCACGGCAAAGAGGUCAUCGGAUGAUUGCGUUUUUGCCGACACCAAGAAAAAAAAAAUUUCUAAAGAAAAGGGAGAGACAGAUGCGGUGGUGUCCAAUGAAAAAGCGUCUACGCUCUGCAACGGAGACUUGAGGCAGAAAAAGGCAUUUUUUGCAUAUUUCGGUAAAUCAUUUGAUGAGGGCAAAAACAGCACUACUGUUUACAAUGGUGGCAAUUCGAAAACCACCGAUUCCAACCACAGUGUGACAAAACAGAACAUCAUCGUCAAAACUAGUAGUUGUGGUGAUAGUUCAAAAACUCCGUUAGUCAUUAACACAAAGAAAAAAGAUAUUCAGCUGCCCAAUGACGCUGUUUGUAUCAUUAAGAGUAAUGCCAAUUUGCCUUAUAUCAGUAGUUUUGUCGAAGAAUUCGGAUGUUUUCCUAAGAUCACACACACUAACCAUCCGACAUCUUUGAGGUCAUCAGAUCCUAUACUCUGUUUGAAGGAAGAAGUAUUCCAUGAAAAUUGUAAUAAAAACUCUAUUCUUACAUUUAAAACUGUUCACUCUCUACCUAAACGCCUAGUAUUAGAGCCCUACCAAAUGGAAAUUAAUUUUCCAUACAUGAUUUCAUCUUUAAAAACAUCUGUACCAAAUUUUCCAGUUUCAGAUUUUCAUAAGAAUUUGAAGAAAAAACAUUUAGUGGCAAAGAAAUCUACAACAGAUAUUGAAUCUAUGUGGAUUGAUAAAUAUAAGCCAAUGUGUAAAGAAGAGGUGCUUGGUAAUGGUAAACUUGUUAAGGAUUUGAAGAAUUGGUUAGCACCUAAUAAAAAAAAUUCUAAAAAGCCAAAAAAAGGUCAAAAGUAUGAUGAUGAUGAUGAUUUUAUCUUUGAUAGUGAUAGUGAAUCUAGUUGUAAACAACAACUUAACUUAGCAAUUUUACUUGGACCAAGUGGUUGUGGUAAAACUAGUACAGUUUAUGCUGUAGCCAAUGAACUUAAUGCAAAUGUGAUAGAGCUGAAUGCUUCCUGUAACAGAAAUGGAAAACGUAUUAUUACUGAUUUAAUGGAAGCUACACAAUCACAUGCAGUGGAAAAAAACUGUUUAUUAAAUCUAAUAAAAGGAAAAAAAAUUAAAAUCAAAAAACAUAAGACGAAAGAAAAAGCAAAUGAAAAAAUGACAAUUAUUUUAAUUGAAGAUGCUGAUAUAUUCUUUGAAAAUCAUGAUGAUGGAUUUUUAGCUGCAAUAUCAACUUUAGCUACAGAUUCAAAACGACCAUUAAUUUUAACAGCAAAUGACCCUUUUAGUAAUCAUUUGUUGAAAUUUUUCUUGUCUAAUGAAACUUUACAUUUUAUCCAUCCACCAAAAGAAGAUUUAAAUUGUUUUCUACAGUUAAUAGCGUUAAACGAAGGAGUCAUUAUGACAAAAGACGAAAUAAAUGCAUUUAUCCACCCAUUUAAACCUGAUAUUAGGCAGAGUACUCUUCAAUUACAAUAUGUUUUGAGUAGCGGAGAAAUAGAUCAGAAAGUCCUAAAUCAACAAUCCGAAAUGAGUUUAAAUUCUAUUUGGUGGAAUUGGCCGCAUAUGAUUGGUUGUCAUUCGACUAGCGUAGAAGACACCAAACAACCAAAGUGCAAUGUUGAUAUAUCUACAAUAUCUCGAAAUCUAGAUAUUAUGUCAGAAUUAAACUUAAUCUAUUCAAAAACGCAGAGUUACAAUUUCUUAGACCCACAACCGUUUUGGCAUCACCUUGCCACGAGGGAUAGUUCUAGUUUAAUUGAAACCCAUCAUUGGUCAGACAGUUCUAUUCUGCUUUCCACGGAUAUUACUCAAUGGAUAUACAACCAUAUAAAUACACGAGAUAAUAUUCCAGAAAAACUUUACCCCACUUCUGAGGAAUUAAAUCUUCGUCAAAGAACAUGGAACACAUCUAAGGACGUGCUAGAACAAAUAGGCUUAGAUUAUUGUAAUCGAAAAAAUGAAACGAGUUAUGAUUAUUUAUCUACUAUACGAUCUAUGUAUAAGAAUCAACACAUAAAUCAAUCAUUUGUAAACCUGAGGAAUUCAAAAAUGUUUUCAUACUUGAGACAGAUUAAUAUUAACGUUGACAACAAAGAUUUAAAUUAUUUGUGUGACUCUUUUCACUCGGAUUCUAAUAAUUAUGAUCCCCAAUUGGAAAUAUCAGACCAGUUUUAGUUGAUAUAUAUCUAUUGGUUUUUAAUGAAAUAUUUGUAAAAUAUUUUUAAUCAUUUAUAUUAUUACUUUUAUAUCAUAUUUGUUCGAUACAAUUGAUCUAUCAGCACUUAUCAUUUUAUUUAUAAAAAAAAAUUAAAAUAUUAUUAAAUUGUAUCCUAACCAAUCAUGUUCUAUACAGUUUUAAUUCUUUUAUUUGUAUAUAAAUUAUAAUUGCUAUAUAAAUUUAUAAAUACUUAUUUAAAUUGUGUAUAAUAUAUUAAUAGAUAUAUAUUUAUAGAUUAUUAUAUUUUCUCAAAUAUUUUUGUUCAAAAAAAUUAAACUGUUAUGACAUGCUACAUUAAUUAGUCUAUUAGAUUCUGAGCGGAGCGAAUAAAUGGUAUUGGUUUUAUAAUGAUAU